CAGCGCAACAACACUAACAACCACUACUCCAGCUGGUUUCGUCAUGAGCGGAUGUCCCUACUUUGAGAAGAGGCAUUUGUUGUUCAAAAACAGACCUCCCAAAAGUGAAGAAGAGGAUGAUGAGGCGCAGGCAGGAGACAACAAGGCCAGCAAGGGAGGGAUCAUCUAUGGAGAAUAUCUGCAGCUGGACAAAGUUCUGAGUGCACAGGUCCUCCAGAGUGAACUGAAGGCAAACAAAAUCCACGACGAGCACCUCUUCAUCGUUACUCACCAAGCCUAUGAACUGUGGUUUAAACAGAUCCUCUACGAGCUGGACUCAGUGAGGGACAUCUUCAUCAGUGGACAUGUCCGCGAUGAGCGUAACAUGCUAAAAGUGAACACUCGGAUUCACCGCAUCGUGAUGAUCCUCAGACUGCUGGUGGACCAGUUUGCAGUACUCGAGACUAUGACGGCUCUGGACUUCUUUGACUUCAGGGAAUACUUGUCUCCUGCCUCGGGCUUCCAGAGUCUGCAGUUCCGUGUGCUGGAGAACCGAAUCGGCGUUCCGGAUAACCUGAGGGUGCCAUACAACAGACGCCAUUACAGAGACAACUUUAAAGGGCACGACAGUGAGCUGCUGCAGGCGACCGAGCGGGAGCCCUCUCUGCUCAAACUGGUGGAGGAAUGGCUGGAGAGGACGCCGGGCUUGGAGGUGGAAGGAUUCAACUUUUGGGAGAGACUGGAAAUCAAUAUCUUUGAAGGUUUGAAGGGCGAGAAGGAAAAGAUCGAGAAAAUGGCAGAUGGCGAGGAGAAGGUGGAGAUGAUGGAGGAACUGGUCAAACAAAAGGAGCUUUUCACUUUGCUGUUUGAUGAGAAGCGCCACGAUCACUUAGUCAGCAAAGGUGAGAGGCGGCUGUCCUACAAGGCUCUCCAAGGCGCGUUGAUGAUCUACUUCUACAGAGAGGAGCCGCGCUUCCAGGUCCCAUUCCAGCUGCUCACCUUCCUCAUGGACAUUGACACGCUCAUGACCAAGUGGAGAUAUAACCACGUGUGCAUGGUCCAUCGGAUGAUCGGCAGUAAGGCUGGAACAGGCGGAUCCUCGGGUUAUCACUACCUCAGAUCCACUGUCAGUGACCGCUACAAAGUGUUUGUGGACCUGUUUAACCUGGCCACGUUCCUGGUGCCGCGUCACUGGGUUCCAAAGCUCAACCCAAACAUCCACACAUUCCUGUACACCGCCGAGUGCUGCGACAGCUCCUACUGCAGCAGUGAGGACUCCGACUGACUAGACUGCACCACCAUCAGACACCAGAUAAUCAGCGUUACCAUCUAACAAGACAACCAGGCCUACCAGACAACCAGACCCGCCAUAAAACCAGACCCGCCAUAUAACUAGGGUUGCUAUACAUACAACCAGGCCCACUAUACAUACAACCAAGCCCACGACACAUACAACCAGGCCUACUACACAUACAACCAGGCCCACCAUGGAUGACAAAUACAUUUUGCAAAGGUGAAAGUGAAUUUGUGAAUUUUACUGUAAUGUGGGCCUUGCCAUAGAUUCCAAAUGUUGAUAUUGGCAUUAGCAGAUAUCGUUCAUCAGCCACAACAGCAAUACAAUAAUUGAAUAUCGACACAAAUCAUUGAAACUUUCAGAUUUUUUUUUACCAUUCACAACAUUUCCGCCCAUGACAAAAUAUUCAUUACAUUUCCACUACGGUGCCAUUUCUAUUGUGGGAUGCUGGCGCUGACUGUUUUUGGGGCAUUGUUAGUCUGACAUGUAAACACCAAAAAUGACAUAGAAUUUUAGCAAGCUCGAGCCAAAAUAUAUUUUUCAUUUCAAAGUGACACUAAAAGCAUGCCACAAAUCCUGUAAUUAUUCCAGCAUAGAGAAGAAAAGGAUACGACUGGUUAAUCUGAAUUUGUGCUUUAGAGCCAAGAAAUACAAAUGUGACAGUUUUUUUGUAAUUUAAAACAAUAAGAUUUUAAGUGUUUACUUGACUGAACCUUAUUUUUAUAAUGCGGCAUGGAUUUUUCUCAGAUAUAAACUGU
Molecule: messenger RNA, 2031 nt
Organism: Boleophthalmus pectinirostris (great blue-spotted mudskipper)
Lineage: Eukaryota; Metazoa; Chordata; Actinopteri; Gobiiformes; Gobiidae
Gene: tdo2a
Product: tryptophan 2,3-dioxygenase a
Exons: 12
Coding region: 44-1264 (406 amino acids)
Molecular function (GO): L-tryptophan 2,3-dioxygenase activity; heme binding; metal ion binding
Source: RefSeq, a predicted model, not a curated record